AUGAACGACCUGAUGACAAAAUCCUUCACCAACUAUGUGGAUCUAAAGAAAGAGGCUAUGAAAGAUUUGGACCUUGAAGCUGGGCAUAAUAAUGUGGAGAUGUCAUCUUCCACGACCCAUAUGCACACCGACCUUGGUCUGUUCUUGGAAGAGGCCGAGAAGGUGAAGCAGGAGAUGGGUUCUGUCCGGGACAUUCUGGGCCGUCUACAGCAAGCCAACGAAGAGAGCAAGUCCCUCCACAAGUCUGAGGCUUUGCAGUCCUUGCGCAGCAGAAUUAAUGCGGACAUUAUGACGGUGCUGAAGAAAACCAGGACUAUCAGAUCUCAGCUGGAGGACAUGGACCGCGCCAACGCCGCCAACAGGAGGCUCUCCGCCUACAAAGAAGGCACCCCGAUUUACAGGACCAGAAUUGCCGUCACCAACGGACUGCGAAAGAAGCUCAAGGAGCUUAUGAUGGAUUUCCAGGGCCUGAGGCAGAGGAUGAUGACCGAGUACAAGGAGACUGUGGGGAGACGCUACUUCACGGUGACUGGAGAGCACCCGGAUGAGGAGGUUAUCGAAAAGAUCAUCUCGAAUGGGGAUGGAAACGGCGGCGAGGAGUUUCUUGGGAAGGCCAUACAAGAGCAUGGGAGGGGAAAGGUGCUGGGAAACUGUGGUGGAGAUACAGGACAGGCACGACGCGGCGAAGGAGAUUGA
This is a messenger RNA of Prunus armeniaca (apricot), 696 nucleotides long. The record is from the annotation of a GenBank genome assembly. NCBI's taxonomy places the organism in Eukaryota, Viridiplantae, Streptophyta, Magnoliopsida, Rosales, Rosaceae.